AAUACGGUAUGAAAUAUCGUAGAUUUUGUACAACCUCGAAAGUACGACCAAUUUGGCAGAUCUCACGCAAUCCCGUUGAACAAUCAAUUUAAACAAUUUUUUGUGUCGCACCAGCGCCGUUGCUCGUUAUACUACGUUUUUCACGCGAUAAUUAAAUGUCAUUUUUGUUUUAUAAAUGGCACGCGUUAUAAUAGCACGCGUAUUCUAAAAAAUUGGCUAAAUAACAAGUUUUAUCGUAGAAAAUAGCAAAACGAAAUUGAGCUGGUAAAGAUGAAACAACAAUAAGAAAAAAUACUUUCACUCGUUGGAACUGAUGCCUUUUGUUCUUUCCAUCCUUCGUCGUAAUUACAGAAUUAAACAUCGCGUUAUAUAGAUCGAUCAUAUAGAUCUUUAAGCAGGUUCAUAUGUUUAGAAAUUUAUUUGAACCUUUAAAUAUCGCAACGAAUAUCAUUUAGCUAAAAUUGCACCAAAGCCGGUAGCAAAUUUUUACGAUUCAAGUUACCACUGUUAUAUCUGGAACUUAAUUUAAUAUCAGUAUAAUAUCAAUUACUACAGGGGAAGGUUGUCUUACAUCGUUUACAAGAUACUAAACUUGAAGAAUCAACGAAUUACACGAGCAAAUUACGACACUUCUCGCCGUUGCGUCGCAUCGCGUCGCUGGUAUUCGAAUGACCGAUUCUGGCGGAAUCAUCGAAAAAAUUCCGAGUCAACGAGCUAAUAUUUCAUGCGCGAUGUUAUGAAGACACGAGAGCAGUAGAUCACAGUCUUUCAAGAUUUCCAGCCAUCUCUAUCCCUCUGUAUACGUGAAUUAGUCAGCGAGACCCGAAGGAAAUGGUGGUUUAUUUUAGGCAUAUCUGAAAAUACGCGCACACGUCCCAUCGUAGAGACUCAGUUGCUUGUCGUUGCCUCGCAAUAGGAUCAUGGCUCUAAAACGGAGUCUACUUUCAAUUACAGUGAUAACGAUUUCCAUCGGUGUAUCGCCGAUCUUCACGUGGAACCCCGAUAUUCACCGCUACGAGAGCUACGAUCUCGAAAAAGGUCCGGUCUUCUACGAAGCCUACUAUCCAGACACCAACGAGGAACCUCGCAGCAACUAUCAACAAAAACGUUAUUUCGAUCAAGGAGCCGUUUUGGAGAAAACCUAUCAAGUACCUUCUGAACGUCUCACGUAUCCGGCAAACAAUAUUCAAGUGGAUAAUUAUGAAAACAGAGCCAACACCAUCCUCCAAAAUGACGAUCGUUUCUUUCUUGAAACGAACACGCAACCUCUGGACGUAAAAGAAAUCUCGAAGCUGGCUAGAAGAGCGAUUUCCCGGGAUUUGGAAAACUGGAACACCCUAGAGGAUUAUUUGGAUCGCGCCAAAUACCAAGAUCUCGUGUUUCGUCGUCGAAUCGUCGUGCCUGACGGCCUCGUGCCGAACUUGCCAGAUUCUUUGAAGGAACAACGCGAUUUGAGAAGAGAUCUGUACGAAGAAAUUCGAGAAGAACCUUUAGCCUUGCCCAGUCGGAUCGAAUCGACCGAAGAUCAAAGAGAUUCGAUCAGAAGAUUGACCGCUCGUGAUCUUGCUGACAGAGAUUCUUUGGGAUCGCUCAAAUCGAUUCGAUACGAGGAUCAACCGACGCGAGAACAGAAAGUGAUACAAGCAGUGAGAACGAGUCAGAUAAACGUGCCAUUAACGAGAGAUACGAAUCCAUCGGAUUCGAGAUCGAUUACAAAUGCUUACCCAACGGAGAACAUCUUUGCACCGCGACCUCAGGUAAUCAAUUACAUUUUUUCCAGGAAACCGGAAAUAACUACGGAGAAUAAGGUUCGAAACUUGCCUGAAACGAAGGAAACUAGUGAACUUAUGCCCAGGAAUUACGGAGAUAAUUUGAUUCAGGAUGAAAUGAAAAAAACAACAGAGAAUAAAGAUGUAAAAGUGACGUCCAUCGAAGUUAGCGAAGUACCUAGACAUAAAACUCGUCACCAUCACGGGGAAUGGCCAAGGCGCGACUAUCCUCACCGUCAUCAGUCCUAAAAUUUAUCAUUUUCACGUAUAUUUUACUCUAAGGGAAGAUAGAAUUGAUUGAUUGUUGAUUUCGAGAUAAAUUUUAAAGGGAGUUUAAAAGGAACGAUAUUUUGUUUUCGGUAUCGCAUACGGUUGAAAUAUUUAUUCGAUAUAUUAUGAUACAACAAUGAUACAAUUUUCUUUAACAAUGCAUAGAUAUUUCGCUACGCCUUGUUCAUUCAAACGUCGCUUUAUCGUCAUAUUUAUGUAACCAUACACACGUACUAACAAGUAAGCGAUAACACCCCGUAUAUAGGAAAAUAUGUAAUUUCUUCCGCGCUCGUGGAAGCAACAACAUGCUGAUAUUCGAUAAAUAAAAUGAUUCAUAUUCAUAUCUUGUACCAUGUACAAAUGUGAUGUGUAAGAAACAAAUAAACGACGGUAAUUGUAAGAAUUUCGAAAAUUGCGUUGAUUUUUAUCUAACAUGAAAGUAUAUUUAUUUCGAAUAUAAUUUUUCGAAAAUAUAUGCAAAUAAAUAGAACGUGUGAAAUAUG
Bombus pascuorum is the source of this 2542-nucleotide messenger RNA. RefSeq lists its product as uncharacterized. Bases 921 to 2018 code for a protein of 365 amino acids. The transcript has 3 exons. NCBI's taxonomy places the organism in Eukaryota, Metazoa, Arthropoda, Insecta, Hymenoptera, Apidae. The record is from RefSeq and is a predicted model, not a curated record.